AUGGAUUCUAAAAAGGGCUACAUAAUUGGGGUCGAUGUUGGGACAACGAUAAUCCGCGCGGCUCUUUUUGACGGAAAUGGAGAUCUUGUCGUCUGUCAUGACGAUACGGUAGAAAAUGAACAGAAAACCAAAAUAUCUCAGGUUUUUAGGUCGAACCUGUAGUCAAAAGUGGAGAAAGAGGAGAAGUCCUCGUUGAAAUUAUACCCGAUGAUUUGUUUAACAAGUUUAUAUGUGUUGUUAAAAAUUCAUGUGAGUUUCUGACUCUUUUUGAUAUUUUAAAGGACCAAAGUUCAGUGGAACAUGUGCCGUUAUCAGCUGAAGUGUCGUUGGCUAUCGCUACUCAACGGAAUUCUAUUGUUGUUUGGGAAAAGUGAGUUGAAACUUCAAAUUCUUGUGAAGUAAAACCCUUAACGUUCAUAAGGAAGACUUUCAAAAUCUAGAACUUUUUGGAAGAAAAGGGAAAAAACUAUUGUUCAAUCAGAAUGCGUUAAAAUUUUUUAAAUUCUCAGAAAAAAAGUCUCAGUUAUUCAUACGGAUUGAACUGAUUUUUUUGUUGUUUAUCAUGCUUUAUAUUUGCUACAUUAAAAAAAGAUUUUUGCAAAACAACUUUUCAUUUCCAAAAAUAUUAAUUAUACCAAAAAAAGAGUUGCUGCCGAAUUUCGAAAAAAAUUAUUCAUUUUUUUAGGAUAUGUUUCAAGAAUUUUAGUUCACCUUGUAGGCAGUAAUUUUUGUAUUAUAAAGUGAUCUUCUUGAUGGGUUCAUGCAAAUAGAGAAGAGAAGCCAGAAAGAAGAGAGGAGAGAGCAGAAGCUCGAAUUGUUUUUUUCUUUUUCUUAUCUGUUCUUAGUUUCAAAAAUGAAAUUUUUUUUUCUUUCAUAUUUUUACUUUUUUUACUUUUUUUAGAAGUAAAAAAACGCGAAAUGUCCAAUAUCAUUUGUUGGAAUGACGGCAGAGCGAACAACCAUUGCCGUCAGUUCAACAGCUCGUUCACAUUCAAAGUAAGACAAAAUCUUCCAUUUUAUUCAAAAAUAUUCGAAUUCCAGGUGAUCAACGCGUGUGGAUUCGUACUACAUGCAAUAACCCGGAAAGCCCGUUUUUUAGCGGCUCGACGUCUCAGAAUGCUUCCCUCCAUGUUGUCUCACAGGAUGAUCGAUAUGAUAGACAAUGUGAGUGUAAUAAACUCACAAGUUGGUCAAAUCCCUCAAUUUCAGUCUGAAGAACUGCAGUCCCUUCUUCAAAAAGAAGAUUUAGCGUUUGGAGGCUUGGAAUCCUGGCUCAUAAUGCGGAUGUCUCACAAAAACGAACACGUCUUUGAAACCUCCAGCAUUUCUUCUUCUGGAACUUUUGAUCCUUGGAUUGUAUGUAUCAGUUGAUUUUCUUAACAAAAUGGAGCUAGACAUGAUGACAAUGUUCAGGGUGAUUUCAAUCACUUUCUUCUUGGAAUCAUUGGAUUCCCAACAAAAUUAUUGGCCCCCAUCCGCGACACAAACUUCUCCGAUUCUCCCGCAAAACCGAAACUUGACGCCAAGUUCUGCGGACGAGAAAUUCCUAUUCAUGCAAUGGUUUGCUGGGAAAUGCUGAAAAAUCUUGUCAAUCAUGAAAUUUUAAGAUUGCUGACCAACAAGCGGCUACUUUCGGCAGUGGAGUCUGGAAACCUGGCGACGUGAAAGUUUCUUUGGGAACCGGAACGUUUGUUGACGUGGUAACCGAAGAAGCUCACGCCUCAGUUACUGGUUAGGGGUUUUGUCAGUUUUUCAUGGGACGUUUCCCUGUUAAGACCAAACAUGGUCUUUUUUGCGACUUAAAAAUGUGGGGAAUUCUCUGCGCUCUCCUUUUUUCUCGUUGUCUUUUUCAUGUUUACGUUCUAUAUCCAUGUUUUUCUGACCUCGCCGGUGAGAAAACCAAUAGACGCAGACACGCGAAAACUGUCAACUCGCAACGGACGGACUAUAUCGGUUUUCAAAAAGAGAAGUAAACAUUGAUAUGUGCUAGGUCAUAGCGUUUUUAUAUAAGUUUAUACACGUUUACUUCCGUGAGUAAAAUCAAAAGGUGACAAACUUCGAACUUCGCUAUGUGUUUCAUAGGUUUUCCGUACUUUUUUCAAAAGUUCUUCCGAAAUCUGUAUUUUUUUAUCUAUUUCUAAAUCUAGGUAAAAAAAAUUUCGGCGAACACCCAACUUUUGAGUUCUAAAUUGUUCAAUGUGUUUUUCAUGAUUCUAACCUUCUUUCCUCUCCUUGUGUUUUAAAUUUUGAUUUUUUUUAGGUUUUUACCCACUGGUCGGCUGGCGUCUAAACGGAAAAUCAACUUUCUUAGCUGAAGGCAAUGCCUAUGACACGAGCACAAUUCUGAAUUGGGCACAAUCUGUUGGUAUCUAACUAAUUUGUUAAAAAUCGUCUAAAUACUUAUUCUUAAGGCUUUUUCGACAAUGUUAAAGAAACUUCGAGCAUAGCUCAAUCGGUCGCAAACUCCAAUGGAACUUUUUUCAUUCCAGCUUUUUGUGGUAUAACGACUCUCACUAAUCGGAAAAUUUAUGAAAGAUUUCAGGCCUCCAAGUGCCAAUAAAUGAUGAAAACGCUUGCUGUGGAUUUAUAGGUUUCAAGCCAGACACAACCAGAAGUCAUAUGUUUGUUUGAAAAUGCCAUCUUUGAAAUCAUUUUUUUGUAAGUUUAGGAUUCGUGCGCUUCUUGAGUCGAUUGUCUUCCGAGUUUUUCAAAUUUUCAACGUUGCUCAGAACGAAUUAACAAUCGAUAAUGACACCGCUAUUAGGUAAAAAAAAAGCCGGAAACAAUUCUGAUAACGAUAAAGUUCAGAAUAUGUGGAGGAGUGUCUCAAAACGACUUCAUAUGCCAGGCAAUCGCAGACAUUUUGGAACGUGAUGUCGCUCGAUCGGAUGAGCCUCGAUUGACUGCCGCAAAAGGGGCCGCAUUCAUUGCGGGAAUCUCUCUGGGUAAUUUUUUCAAUACUGUUUCAAGUGAAAAAAUGUUAAUUCCGUAUGAAGUUUGCUUGAAAAAAGCCGUACCUAUCCUUGAUAAAAAAAACGAUAACCAAAAAAACUAACUUUUGAACCAAAUGAAUUUGAUUUUAGCGACAUCGUCAAAAACAAUUUGAAUCUAUCGUACCAAAACAGGAGUCUGUCUGAAUUAUCAAAACUUUUUUUCAGGCUACUGGAAGCUCGAAGACCUUUCACCCAAGCUUCCAAUAGAAAAAAUCUUCGAACCGCAAGGAAGAGAGGUCCACGAGAACAUUAAGAAGACUUACUCGGCUUGGGAAAAAGCCGUGAAACGUUGCGAACGGUUUUACGAGCAACACUUGUCAAAUCAAUAA
Caenorhabditis auriculariae is the source of this 3322-nucleotide messenger RNA. Lineage: Eukaryota; Metazoa; Nematoda; Chromadorea; Rhabditida; Rhabditidae. The record is from the annotation of a GenBank genome assembly.